AUGGACGGCAAAAACUCAGUUUCCGAUAGGAUACGACAUCGAACUAUUAUGGAUAUGCUACAAGACGAUGAUCAAGCUUCUGGAUCGAAGAAAAGUUGGAAGGCUUUUCGAGACAAGCUCCGUCUCAAAAAAGCCGGAGCAGCGUGGACCUCCACCGUCCCCAUCCCUGCCUCCGAUAUUCCUAUCCAAACCAACACCAACCGUAUGAUGAUGCGACGUGGUUCCGCGAGGUAUCCAAGCGAUCCAAACGUCGACAGUUUGGACGCUGAAGGAACUCGACAGGUAGCGCAUAUGGAGAGGCAACGGAGCAUCAGGUUACUUCCGUUGGAAACCGAUCCGGAUGAGGAAGACGAAAAUAACUCACCAGAAGACGACGAGCAAAAAAUUCCGGCGGCGGAAGAAAUAAAUCUACAAUCGCAGACGUCGUUGAUGGCGUUGCUGGAAGACUACGGAGCUAAUUCUGUCGAAGAUGAAGGGGAACAUGAGGCAGAGGCAGAGCCAGAGCCAGAGCCAGAGGAGGAAGACGAAGAUAUUGGAGACUACCAUAUCUGCUGCGGGUGCACGGGAAAGCAUAAGGGCGCAGCAUUUGGUCCUUGUGGCCAUACAUUUUGCAAGAGCUGUACAAGGGAACUUCAUGUCUCCAGAGGUAACUGUCCUACCUGCAAUAAUUACAUCUUGGAAAUUCUCGAUAUCUAUUAA
This is a messenger RNA of Cynara cardunculus var. scolymus (artichoke), 699 nucleotides long. RefSeq names its product E3 ubiquitin-protein ligase BRE1-like. The transcript has a single exon. Lineage: Eukaryota; Viridiplantae; Streptophyta; Magnoliopsida; Asterales; Asteraceae. The record is from RefSeq and is a predicted model, not a curated record. Bases 1 to 699 code for a protein of 232 amino acids.